AUGAAAGCUAUUAAAUCUAACAUGAAAGCUAUUAAAUCUAACAUGAAAGCUGUGAAAACUAACAUGAAAGCAAUGAUAUAUAACAUGAAAGCAAUGAAAGAGGACUACAACAUGAGCAUAAAAUUGUAUGUUGAGUUUGUGGGAAGUGAAGAGGCCCAGAUCAAGAUAAAAACUGUUGGUCAACGGUUUAUGAAACCGGUCAAUGGAAAUCUUACCCUACCAUGCCGAGCUCUAUAUCUAGAUGACUCAGUGGUGACUUGGAGUAAGGAUGGUUUGGUCAUCAGUGCAGACGGUUUCAAAGUUCGGCAGGAUGACCGUAUAGAUGUGGUGUAUAUGCCCGGGAUAGGAGUUGACCUCCAGCUGACUGGGCUGACCAGGGGGGAUACAGGUUCGAAUGUACGACUCGAAUGUCAUGCUGGGGGUCAGCCUACACCAAGAGUUUACUGGAAUAGACAGCACAACCAGCCCAUGAACUGGAAAGGAAGUACUACCCGUAUAGAAGGAGAUAUAUUAGAACUAUUAAAUAUAUCUCGUGAGAUGCAUGGAGAAUAUACCUGUAACGCUGAUAAUGGAGUAUCUCUCCAACCUGCCUGGCAAAGCAUAAACAUAAAUGUCCUGUAUUCUCCUGAGGUAUCUGCAGAGCGUAGUUGGAUACAUGCUGGGGUUGGGGAGGAUAUAACUUUUAUCUGUAUAGUCUACUCAAAUCCACCAGCUAAGGUUUCCUGGUAUAAACAAACUAUGAAACUCUUAGAUGGAGAAAAAAUUAGAGUUAAAACUGUCGGUGAUACUUACAGAUUCCUUCUGAGUUCAGUAGAGGAGAAGGACUAUGGUGAAUAUAUGUGUAAAGCUGGAAAUAUGCUGGAGGAAGAUGUCACUCAAAUCUUUACACUUACAGGUAAACCUGCCUAUCCCUUAAUAGUUGGUGAUCGCGAGGGCUUGGAGAGGUACAGCUAUGAUUUGAAGUGGGAAGUGUUAUCCUCCUAUUUAAUAUCCUCUCAUGAACUGGUCUACUGGGAAGCAGAUAAGGUUCAGAGUAGUACACCAGUACCCCCCAAGAGUGCACAUUAUAGACGUGUAUUCGCUGCACUUUCAGAAGGAGGGUACACUUACAACAUGAAGGGUCUACAGAACAAUACAUUUUACGAUGUGAUUGUACGGUCCCAGAACAAGUAUGGAUGGUCACCCUACUCAACUGUGUUCACAUUCAGAACAGCAGAGAUAGAUAAGACCCCCCUUGAAGUAAGAAUACCAGCUGAGACAAGCAGACCAAUUUACGAGGGUCAAGCCAUAGCCCCUGAACCUGUAACAUCUGAAGCAGUGAGGAUCCUGUUCACAAGUAUCAUUAGUCCUGUUUUAAUCAGUAUCAUCUCCUGUUUCUAGAAAAUACUUUGCUGUUCAAUGUUUAUGUACGCCAUAUAUUUGUUAAAUCUUAAAAAUGAUCAGAGCCUGCGAUUUCAAAAUUUGUGAAAAUAAGACUCAGGUCUAAACUUUCAUUGAGACUAAUUUUAGACUCUAACUUUGGGAUCUAAGUUGCAACUAAUUCUCCUUAAAGUUGGGUUUAUUAAACUAGUUUAAUAUUGUAUUUGGCGGAUUCCGGGAAUUGAUUAGAAUAAGACUCGAAACAUGUAUUGAGACUAAUUUUCCACUAAAAUCAAAAAAGGUCGGAUUGCUUUAUUUUCAUUGGGUCUAAGUCCUUAAAUCGGGUCUCAGAGCUGGCAGCUGUUGAUCAUGUGACACAAUGUCGUCAGCUGAUUCAUAAGUUGGAUCUAAGAUUCAGCCUUGAAGCUGGGUCUAAGAAAUUAAGACUCGAGCUGAAGCUGUUAAACUGCGGGCUUGCAGGAAUCAUCUGUAAAGAGGAUUGAGCAUUGGAAAACAUCCUAAUUUUAUUAGUAAAAUUACUAUAAAAAAAAACUCCGUGCAAUUUGUCAAUGUUAAAAAUAUGUGUUUUGUUAUUUUUCUACAAAAGAAUCCUUAGUUCUAAUUUCAGAAUCGAUUUUAACAAAUAAAUUAUUCAAAGCAAUUUAGUUUUUUAAAAUUUUUUAUUUUCUUUGUUCACAACAUGAAUGACGUCUAUUACGAAUUGACUGUGUUGUGCGAACUUGUUUCAGGUUUACAUGAAAAACGAAAUUAGUCUGGUGGCAAUAAAUAGAAGUUAAACUUCAAAUUCAAGCUAU
Messenger RNA from Eurytemora carolleeae, 2174 nucleotides. Its product is annotated as lachesin. Gene Ontology annotation, molecular function: axon guidance receptor activity; protein binding. The record is from RefSeq and is a predicted model, not a curated record. Gene Ontology annotation, biological process: synapse organization; homophilic cell-cell adhesion. The transcript has 15 exons. Bases 1 to 1380 code for a protein of 459 amino acids. Gene Ontology annotation, cellular component: plasma membrane; axon; neuronal cell body. Lineage: Eukaryota; Metazoa; Arthropoda; Copepoda; Calanoida; Temoridae.